Molecule: messenger RNA, 2181 nt
Organism: Amoebophrya sp. A25
Lineage: Eukaryota; Dinophyceae; Syndiniales; Amoebophryaceae
Source: the annotation of a GenBank genome assembly
CAACGUAUGGACUGCAAGAAGACGAAGGGGAAGACGGUCGUCGAGGGGAUGAAAGAACUAUGGACAGAAGUUUACCAAAAAAUGCAAAUGCUGGAGAGGUGGAAGAUGAGAUCUUAGCUUCAUUAGAUGACGUGGAAGAUGAACCCGCAGUACCUUUAGAAGGUGCUCAGGGGUAUGAAGUUGUAGAGGAGGAUGAUGUGGAAGCAGAAGAAGUCCCUCAUAAAAAAAGUAGCUCGUCCAGCGCAGACGGAGAAGAAGAGCCUGAUGCAGGUCGUGGUGAUCAAGCCUUCUACUCCAAAAAUAUCCCUACAAUGAUCAAGAACAUAUCCAAGUCCUUUAGAGCAAGUACAGAGGAAAGUGCUUACGCUGAAGAUGAGCCCCCAGGCGUCGAUGGAGUUCACGAAAACUUACUUACCUCGUCAAGCAGAUCCUCAAUGUCGAAGAAGAGCAAGAGCAGUAGCUCUUCCUCUGCCCACUUCAGAAGUGAGCAUCAAGUUGAUGGUGACGUGACCCCGCCUCUAGGUUCAGAAAGACGCCAGCCUACUUUGCACGGAUCUUCUAUCUUCUAUCCGGAACAAGUAGAAGAACAAACAGUUCGCGGAGGUCGUCUUUGGAAAAGUACUAGAGGCAGCGGUUUUCAAUUCUACUCUGAGCAAAGCACUGUCUGCGUCAGGGAUCAUCAUGAAGAUGGUAGUGCUGCUACUGGUAGGACACGACACGGCACCUCCUCUUCGUGGUCCUGGAGAGGAGCUUGUUUGGAAGGACAAGAAGAUGAAGAUGAUAUGAAGGCGAACCAAAAGAACGUUGACAAGAUGCAACACGACGAACUACAUGCACAUGCACAUCAUGGGCACGACAGGAAUAAUCCUUCAUCAUCUAUUUCGUCCUCAAACACCUUCUUUGUUUCCAAAAAUAGAAGAGCUACGGCAGCUACGAGAACGAGAAAUAGGACCAGAAGCUUUGACAUAGCUGUGACACGACCUCUUCAACCAGGACCAGGACUAUCUCACAUACAUCCUACCGCGGAUAGUGCUGCUGGAGGAACCGCAGCGGCCCGCCACGAUCCUCAUGAAGAAGAUAGCUUGAUACUGAAAUCACCUCCUGCUCAAGUCUCGUCUGUUUCAUCUGGAGGUGGUCUCAAACUCAACAACACAUAUGGACAAAAAGCAUCUCACUGUCAGGAAGGAGCAACGCCCAGACUGGUAGAAAUGGAUAGCAUCUAUCAAGAAGCACGUCAGGAAGCAACACCCAGACUCGUAGAGCAUUUUUUCUCUGCGUCGUCGUCGAGUAGUUCAAAGCAAACACAUAAGAGCACUUCUUCUAGGUCGAGCAGUAAAAUGACCACGAGCAAUUAUGCUGGUAAUUCUAGCAGCAACAGCAAAUCUUCGAGGAGUGCUGAUGUUGCAGCUACCUCAAGUUCCAGUUCAUCUAAUAGCAGUAGUAGUUGUAGCAGCAGCAGGCCGAGCAGGACUACCAGUAAGACGAAUAGUUCUAUAGCUACUUCAAAGCCCACAAGAACUUUGACACCGACGCAGGCUGCCACUAUAUCAACAUCAUCUUCUUCAACAUCAACAGCAAGAGAAACAGAAAGUGCGGCCUCGUCCACAUCAAGAACUUUGACACAGCAAGGGACAGCGGCACAACAUCCCCUCUCCCCCUCAAACAUGGUAUUCACCCGUGGUCGAAACCGUGGAUCGGGUGGACGGCGGUCAAAGCUACUCUUAGACCUCGCUGGAGCAUCUAGAGAGAGGCCGACUCGACGGAGAUGACGCUUUAUUUGAUAUUUUCCUCGAGCUGUCAUGAUCUUGUUCAAAUACCGAACGGGAACCGAAUCAAUAUGAUCAAAGUUGUUGUGAACUCAUUUUUUGCUUCUAGUUCUCCGUUCUUCUUUCUCAUUGCUCUUUCCAAACCCGUUCCUACAUUAUUCAUCUUCCCAGAUGCGUCAUCGUCACUUGUAUUCGUUCAGCUGUCACCAGUCUGCAAAUGUUGAUCACUCUACUACAAUUUGCCUACACUAAUUUCGAAGAAGCAACUCUUGACGGACGCUGCUCUACUUAAAGAGUAGAGCUAGAGUGGAGUUGUUUUCUCAGAGCCAGAAGUGGAUUUGUCCUCUGAAGAGAUAGUGCAUUAGAGAUGGUGGCGCAUUAUAGGACAGCGGAAAAGACUAGUGCGAUAGGAGGG